AUGGCAAAGAGAGACUAUCUGGUGGAGGCAGCCAAGCAGAUCCGCAUGGCACUAGACAGGGAGGUGAAUGAGGACUACGAGGCAGCCUUCAGUUACUACAAGAACGGGGUGGAUUUGCUGCUAAACGGAGUGCAACUGGACCCAAACAAUGACCGCCGAGAGGCCGUGAAAAGGAAGACGACUCAGUAUCUGAAGAGGGCAGAAGAAAUCUUCAUCUCACACCUGCAGGACAACCUAGGGAAGGGAAACUCUCAUUUGGGGGGUUACAGCAGCCUGCGAUUCAGACCAAUCCGACACCUGAGUUCCCCCGUAGAGGAUCUGGAGAUGUGUAAAGUGGUGGGAGUGAUCGAUAAGGUCUUGACUGUUCAAAGUAUGGUCAAUAAGGAGACAUUUGUUGUCAAGAGUCUGCCCAAGUCAAAUUGGGAAAGCAGAGACCAGCCAACCAUCAUCCCUCAGGGGGUGCCGUACAUGGUGAAGCUGCUGAGGUAUUACGUCAGCGAGGAUGCUGUAUACCUGCACCUGGAACACAUUCAAGGUGAGCUGAAACAACUAUUCAGUGCUGCAGGGAUAAUGCUCCAGCAGAUGGCACUUUGCUGGUCAGCGAUCAUUGUUCUUACUGAUGACUUAUCAAGUGAUUUGUCUGUUGUCCCAGGUGGGAGACUCUUCUCCAAGCUGCACAAGCUGAGGAGUGAAAGGGCCAAGGAACACCCAGAAUGCAUCAGUCCAGGACAACGUAUGGUCAAGCUGAAGAGCAGCUACACAUCUCCCACAAUCAGCACCGAUUAUCAGCACCAUGACAGGGGGGACAUCGGCACGAGCCUUCUCCCAGAGAGAGUGAGCGAUGAGAGCCCAGAUACAGACUCCCCCACUUCAUGGGAUGAAACUCAGCAGAGGCUUGAGAGCUUCGGUACCCACACCUACAUCGAGGAGACGGGCUGUCUGCAGAGCACACGAUCCACAGCGUCAUUUUAUGCUCGGCUAGAGCGGACAAACUCAAUUUCGGGUCCGGUGAGGACACAGGUCAGCGCUCAUAUCCAUCCACCAGCCCCGAGUCUGUGUUUGCAUUCUUCUGAAACUCAGGGAAAGCCUGCUCUUCCUUUAUCAUGUGCUCGUGUCAGUCAUGCUAUUAAUGCUAUGUCAGAGCUCCAUAAAAAGACCCCCUGGAUGGGGCUGAUAGAGUGCAGCUCUGAUUUUGAAGUUGCUUGGAGUGCUGCUGAUUCCGCAGCCAACUGUGAACGCAUGAGCUCCUAUGCAGUGUUUGAUGCAAAUUUACAAAGAACUGCUGGGAAAAUUGCACCUCAUACAAAUCAGGCCUUGUUUGAUAAAGCAGGGUCAACAAACACUGAAAAUACUAGUACAAGUUUUGACUCAUGUCAAAGCUCCUCUCCUGCCAUUUUACACCUCCCUCUCCAUUGCCAAACCCAGAUCCAUGGCAGGGUCCCUUGGAUCGCCAACGGGUCUCACCCAGGAUCCGCCAUGAGCACGAAUCUCGGGAACACCAUAGACGUAGGGACAGACUCUCUCCAGCAUUGCAGGGCUGAGGAGCAGGCCACCAGCAGUCCCACGUCAGAGGAAAAAAAGGCCAUGCUAGUCAUCAGGAGCACAGACAGAGCAGUGUUGUCUGAUGACACAGACACACGGACUUCUUCGGAAAACCUCCAAUCUCCAUCUAGCCCUCUCUGUCAUGGCACUCCCCUUUCCAGAGAGCCUGGAGAAGGGGUGGAAGAGGCAUGGGAGCUACUGAGCCCUGGAGGAAAGGAUGCCCCUCUAGGGGGAGGAUCAUUCAGUCAUCUUUCUGACCCCUCUGCACAGAGAAGGAGGGGAGACAUGGAUGCUUUCCUGAGGUCAGAGGUAUCAGCGGGGCAGGGGGAAGACCAGACCAUCGAGGUGGAUGGCUGGUGCCACGUGCCUCAUUUCCCGACCAAGUCUUCCAGGGCCAAAGAGAAGGCCAUGCAGGCAUGCUGGGGGUUGCCUGAGGCAGAGGUCCGUGUCUGGGGAGCACAGAUUCUGCUGGCCCUUGAGAGUUUGCAUCAGCAAGGAAUCCUGUGUCGGGACUUGAACCCCAAAAACAUCUUGCUCACCAACAAUGGAAAGGUGUGUUUGACUUUCUUCGGCCAGUGGAGUGAGGUUCAGUCAGAAAUUGGCUCCAAAGCAAUGGAACAAAUGUACUGCGCUCCAGAAAUUGGAGGUGUGUCCAAGAUUACAGAGGCUUGUGAUUGGUGGAGUCUGGGGGCUUUGCUGUUUGAACUUCUGACAGCAAUGCCCUUGUGGCAGCUCCAUCCUGCAGGAAUACAUUCUCACACCCAGCUGCUCAUUCCCGACCACCUGAGCACUGCAGCUGCAUCCCUGCUCACUGAGUUGCUUCAGUUUGAUGCAGGCUAUCGGUUGGGUUCUGGAGGAGGCGGUGUGAGUGACAUCAAGUGUCAUCCCUUCUUCAGUGGUGUGUCCUGGAAAGCUCUGAGCUGCUAGUGGGUCCAACCGACAGUGGUCCUGGUUGGAUUAAUCUUCCCCAGAGGCCCUCAUGUGGCCAAAAAGGAUGCGAACCAGGUUCCCUGCCUCCUCUGGAUUUUUGCUUCCCAAAGAAGAAACAUGACAGAAAUACUGCUGAAAUUUGAAUGAAACUGAAAUAUUUUCCUUCAGACGUAACAAAUGGAUUUGUUGAAUCCACGUA
Lampris incognitus (smalleye Pacific opah) is the source of this 2671-nucleotide messenger RNA. It is a transcript of the gene rps6kl1, whose product is annotated as ribosomal protein S6 kinase-like 1. Bases 1 to 2469 code for a protein of 822 amino acids. The transcript is spliced from 11 exons. The record is from RefSeq and is a predicted model, not a curated record. NCBI's taxonomy places the organism in Eukaryota, Metazoa, Chordata, Actinopteri, Lampriformes, Lampridae. Gene Ontology annotation, biological process: protein phosphorylation. Gene Ontology annotation, molecular function: ATP binding; protein kinase activity.